Leopardus geoffroyi (Geoffroy's cat) is the source of this 3416-nucleotide messenger RNA. RefSeq names its product spindlin-2. Gene Ontology annotation, biological process: regulation of DNA-templated transcription; gamete generation. The transcript is spliced from 4 exons. Gene Ontology annotation, cellular component: cytosol; nucleoplasm. NCBI's taxonomy places the organism in Eukaryota, Metazoa, Chordata, Mammalia, Carnivora, Felidae. Bases 115 to 1194 code for a protein of 359 amino acids. The record is from RefSeq and is a predicted model, not a curated record.
GCUGAUCCUCCUUUGACACAGGCUCACCGCGGAGGCAGCAGCGAGGUGUCCGAUUUGGGCACGUGAGGCCCGCGACCCGGGGCGGCGGACGCCAGCUAGGGCAGGGCCAUUGGCAUGAAGACCCCCAACGCACAGGAGGCCGAAGGGCAACAAACCAGGGCAGCUUCGGGACGGGCUACUGGGUCCACAAACAUGACGAAGAAAAAAACCUCCCAAAAGAAGCAGAGAGGCAGACCUUCGUCCCAGUCCCGUAGGAACAUCGUGGGCUGCAGAAUUUCACAUGGAUGGAAGGAAGGUGAUGAGCCCAUCACCCAGUGGAAAGGAACCGUUCUGGAUCAGGUACCUCCUGACCAGCCUUGCCCACCUCAAGCACACAGGGAAGCUGUGAUGGAAGUUUGUGCAGCUCUGUUUCCAGGCAUGAAGACCCCCAACGCACAGGAGGCCGAAGGGCAACAAACCAGGGCAGCUUCGGGACGGGCUACUGGGUCCACAAACAUGACGAAGAAAAAAACCUCCCAAAAGAAGCAGAGAGGCAGACCUUCGUCCCAGUCCCGUAGGAACAUCGUGGGCUGCAGAAUUUCACAUGGAUGGAAGGAAGGUGAUGAGCCCAUCACCCAGUGGAAAGGAACCGUUCUGGAUCAGGUGCCUAUAAAUCCCUCUCUUUAUCUGGUGAAAUAUGAUGGAAUUGACUGUGUCUAUGGACUGGAACUUCACAGAGAUGAAAGAGUUUUGUCUCUUAAAAUUCUUUCCGAUAGGGUGGCAUCAUCUCAAGUCGGUGAUGCCAACCUUGCAAACACCAUAAUUGGUAAAGCUGUGGAACAUAUGUUUGAGGGUGAGCAUGGUUCUAAGGAUGAAUGGAGGGGAAUGGUCUUAGCCCAAGCACCUAUCAUGAAAGCCUGGUUUUAUAUUACCUAUGAGAAAGAUCCUGUCUUGUACAUGUACCAGCUUCUAGAUGAUUAUAAAGAAGGAGACCUCCGUAUCAUGCCAGAGUCCAGUGAGUCUCCUCCAGCAGAGAGGGAGACAGGAGGAGUUGUAGAUGGCCUGAUAGGUAAACAUGUGGAAUAUACCAAAGAAGAUGGCUCCAAACGGAUUGGCAUGGUCAUUCACCAAGUGGAAGCCAAACCCUCUGUGUAUUUCAUCAAGUUUGAUGAUGAUUUCCAUAUCUAUGUCUAUGAUUUGGUGAAAAAGUCCUAACUGUUAGGGUAAACUUUGCCACAUUUGUGAGAACAAAUGUAUACUUUGUAGACGUGCAAAACAAUGUUGCUUUUCAGUGUAUUGAAAGCUUAAGGGUCCCUGUUAAUUCAACAUCUUUGCCAGCAUAACUGUUGUUUUUUUUUUUUUUUUUUGAAAAUACAAAUUUAUGUGGACAUGACAUGCUGUGUGUAAGGACUUUGUCAUGUUGAAAAGAUUGGGUGUGUUUGGUGGAUGGGGCAUGAAAGGAAGGGACAGCUGUAAAUGCAGGCUGUGAAUAAAGUUCAGCUAGUAUCAUAAUCAGUCAUCUAAAAAUGGAAUAGGACUUAGCUGGUCUGGUCUAGAGAGGGGGGAGGAGAAGGAACUAGAGAUGGGCUGUAGAGGGAGGGAGAAUGGGAGGUGACUGCUUAGGAAGAGGCUCCCUGGAGGAGGGAUGGCCUAAGAGAGAGAGGCACCCAACUAGGAGGGGGUAGACAAUAAGAGAGAGAGAGUGAGAUCUUGGGGCUUAGAGGAAAACAAACAGAAUGCCUUGAGUAGAGAGGGUCUCAAAGUAUCUUAGAAGAGGUCCAGAGCAAGGGGCAGGGGAGAGAAAGUUGGCAGGAAUCUGGAGGGUACUCAAAGGGAGGGUCUGCGCAUGAGUAAGGAGUCAGAAGGGGAGGAACACUGAGGAAGGAAGAAUUCCAAGCAGAAAGAUUGACAGAGGAAGUGAGAAUGCAGAAAAGGAGGUGUGGGGAAUGGGGCCCAGGAGACAUGGGAAAGCCCAGGAAAAAGUUGGACUUCUGGCAGUAUCCACAUUGCCUUCCCCUGGCUCUGUGCAGAAAAGAUGUAACAGCUGUCAAAGAAGCCAAAUGGGUUGGAAGUUCCCUAGAAUGGCAUUUUGACAGGGAUGACUUGAGUUAAGUAGGAGCCAACUUUAUACCUAAAAGGCUUUUCUUAUUUCAGGGAGCUCAUGCCACACCUGCCGAGCAGAACCCAAACCCUCGGCUUAAACACACUGACCUGACACCCCAUGAGCUGGGGGCUGUAAGCAGUCUCCUCACUUUUCCCAGAGGACCAGGUGCAGUAAUCUUAGACCCGGAGGUCUUGGUUCAUUUCCCUUACACUGGAUAAACAAUUCUUGUGGGGCGUAGGUAAGCAGAGUGCUCAGGACUUAAGAGAUGUGCCUCCUUGCGUUUGGAAAGUAUUUUAUCCAAAAAAAAUUAGAACCUUACUGAAGUCAGGUACAGGAGUCCCCUCACUGUUCUUUCUCCUACUGGACUGUGCCUUGCCUCCCUAGAGAGGAGGGGCAUCAGAGGAUUGAGCCUAAUGUUUAUCUCAGGACAUGGGGAGUACUUGGCAGUCCAUGCCUAGCUCAGCAGCUGCCUGAAACCACAGGUGGUUCCACCCAAUGCUUCACUGAAUGGAGGUCUGCUGCCUCUAGAGUCCCUAUUCAGGCUAUACCGUGACAAAGCUGGUGGCUACUGACCCUUCACAGGUACCUCCUGACCAGCCUUGCCCACCUCAAGCACACAGGGAAGCUGUGAUGGAAGUUUGUGCAGCUCUGUUUCCAGGUGAGAUGGAUGGCAUGGGGCAGUCGGGCCGGGAGUUGUGACUUUGUAUAACUAACUCUUUCAACUGUAUAAUGCCACAUAGAGGGGCGGUGGUUGGUGGGGAGAGGGUGCAGUGACCCCAAUAAAGUCCCUCAGGGGUAUGGCGCUCUAGCACAUGGGUCUGUGUCCUUCUCUUUUUCUCCCCCUUGUCUUUCUCCAGUCAUGUUGUGGAAGUUUCCUUCAAAACCUUCUCUCUGAUUUCCCCACCCUACACUUCACUAAGAUAUGCCCCUGCCCUCAAACAAAGAGUUAAGGUGAGCUCACUGCUCAGUCUUCCCUAACUCCAUAUAUUGGGGGGUGGGGGGAAGGGCCAGGUGGUGGCAGGGAGCUUCUAGAAUUUGAAAAAAAGUGGUAAUUCUAGUUCAUUCUCUACACCCAACAUGACCUGAAACUGUGUGCCUGAAGAAUCACACAAGGCAAGCCCACCUUGCAGGGACUGGUUUUCUUUCAUCACACAAUUUAGUCUAGCAAACACCUGCAGGCCACCCAUGGGCCAAUUUCAGUCAGGGGUCAUGCUUUCUUCGAUCCUGGUGUUUUCCAUUUUUAAAUUAGUUACUUAGACAUUUGGGAGAUUUCACAUUACAAAAAUCCAUAUUUCUGGCCCACCUCAAAACAAAAUAAAACAAAACAAUAAAC